Delphinapterus leucas (beluga whale) is the source of this 2314-nucleotide messenger RNA. RefSeq names its product succinate-CoA ligase GDP-forming subunit beta (gene SUCLG2). Gene Ontology annotation, cellular component: mitochondrion; succinate-CoA ligase complex. The record is from RefSeq and is a predicted model, not a curated record. Gene Ontology annotation, biological process: tricarboxylic acid cycle; succinyl-CoA metabolic process. Gene Ontology annotation, molecular function: succinate-CoA ligase (GDP-forming) activity; ATP binding. NCBI's taxonomy places the organism in Eukaryota, Metazoa, Chordata, Mammalia, Artiodactyla, Monodontidae.
CCCGCCUGGUUCGCCGCGGCCCGCCUGGCUCUCCGCGCAACUUUUCUGGUUAAGAUGGCGGCCCCUGUGGUGGCGCAGGCCUGGAAACUACUGAGAGACCUGGCGCUCCGGUCCCCGCUCCUGGCGGCCAGGUCCCAGGUGGUUCAGUUAACCCCCAGAAGAUGGUUGAACCUGCACGAAUACCAGAGCAAGAAACUAAUGUCUGACAACGGAGUGAAAGUUCAAAGAUUCUUUGUAGCAGACACUGACAAUGAAGCUCUGGAGGCUGCUAAGAGACUAAAUGUAAAAGAAAUUGUUUUAAAAGCCCAGAUCUUAGCUGGAGGAAGAGGAAAAGGUAUCUUCAGUAGCGGUUUGAAAGGAGGCGUUCAUUUAACAAAAGAUCCUAAAGUUGUGGGACAGCUGGCUAAACAGAUGAUUGGGUAUAAUCUAGCAACAAAACAAACUCCAAAAGAAGGUGUGAAAGUUAACAAGGUGAUGGUUGCUGAAGCCUUGGACAUUUCUAGGGAAACCUACUUGGCCAUUCUGAUGGACCAGUCCUGCAAUGGCCCUGUGCUGGUGGGCAGCCCUCAGGGGGGCGUUGACAUUGAAGAGGUGGCAGCUUCGAAUCCAGAACUUAUUUUUAAGGAGCAAAUUGACAUUAUUGAAGGGAUAAAGGACAGCCAAGCUCAGCGGAUGGCCGAAAAUCUAGGCUUCUUUGGGCCUUUGAAAAACCAGGCUGCAGAUCAAAUUAAGAAGCUGUAUAAUCUCUUCCUGAAAAUCGAUGCUACUCAGGUGGAAGUGAAUCCCUUUGGUGAAACUCCAGAAGGACAAGUUGUCUGUUUUGAUGCCAAGAUAAACUUUGAUGACAAUGCAGAAUUCCGACAAAAGGACAUAUUUGCUAUGGACGACAAAUCAGAGAAUGAACCCAUUGAAAAUGAAGCUGCCAAAUACGACCUAAAAUACAUAGGACUGGACGGGAACAUUGCCUGCUUUGUGAAUGGUGCUGGACUCGCCAUGGCUACCUGUGACAUCAUUUUCCUGAAUGGUGGGAAGCCAGCCAACUUCUUGGAUCUUGGUGGUGGUGUAAAGGAAUCUCAAGUAUAUCAAGCAUUCAAAUUACUCACAGCUGAUCCUAAGGUUGAAGCCAUCCUGGUCAAUAUUUUUGGCGGAAUCGUCAACUGUGCCAUCAUUGCCAAUGGGAUCACCAGAGCCUGCCGGGAGCUGGAACUGAAGGUGCCGCUGGUGGUCCGGCUUGAAGGAACCAAUGUCCAUGAGGCCCAGAACAUUCUCAGUAACAGCGGACUCCCCAUUACUUCGGCCGCCGACCUGGAGGAUGCAGCCAAGAAAGCUGUGGCCAGCGUGGCUGAGAAGUGAUGUCUUUGUCCUGAUCCCUUGGAAGAAGAAGUGCAUUUACCCAUAAAAAGUAAUGGUUUUCUCAUCACUGUGAAGAAAAUGGUUAUCCCACUGGGGAAAAAACGGAGAAGGAAGGAGCAAGAAUCACUGUAUAAAAAACUCCAAUCUGUAUUUUCUUGAAUAUCUAAACAGCCUAAAUAAUCUGAUUUCCCUUAUAGUCUUCAUUAAAUUAAUGCCCUGCAUUCUAAUACUUCCCUGUCAUGGUGAGCUAGCUCGGUAGGCAUUAUUUUGCCAGCUUUGGGGAGCAGUCUGUGUGGCCAACCAGUGUGCAUGUGAGAUCAGGCCCUGGUUUAUUUACAACAAUUUUGGUGAACAUUUCGACCUGUGUAAUUAAAAAAAACAAAACAAACAAAAAAAUCACAGGCUGUUAAAAAAAAAACAGACAAGAUUACAUUACCAAAAGGUGCAGCUAAGACAUUGAAACAGGUGUUAUAAACUGCAACAGUUUUUACAAUUUCCAACUCCAACAUGUUUAGAAAAUCCAUAAAUAUUACAAAAUAUAUUUUACAAUGAAAGAUCUGCAGUCAGUACCCCAUACAUGUAUCCUACCAUUUGCCUUAAUAUUGAAUAUGCUGUUUACCUCCCACUAAAAAUAAAGCCAGAAGCCUUAUUUGUGAUUUUGGAGUAGAAGUUUCCCUUUUAAUAUCAAAACUGAAGAAGGUUGAUUCUUAUGGAAAUCUCUGACGCUCAUUUCAAGAUGAGACAACACUGAAAAUUAAAUUACACUGUGAAUGUCUCUGUCUUCUCUCCCCACCCAUUUUCCCUCAGAAUCUACCACCUGGGAAAAUGUGAUUGGGAGAAUGUGGCUUUUUUGCAGUGUCCAUUUUUACGGUGGGAAUGUGAUUUAGGUUUUUGUCUAAAUUUUGGUAAAUUUUUAUCUGUACAGAAAUUCAAAUAAAAUCCUCUGUUUUGUAAACUCUAA